GCUAUGUGGCCAGGAGCCGCGUGUCCGAGCAGUGUAUGGGGGAAUCGAAACCGUCAACAGCUGCCAGGUGCUGAACGACUCCCUCAUGCUGUGCCAGGCGCCCGGCAUCCUGUCGGGGGGGCCUCCCCUGCCCGCGGGGGGGGCCUCCCCUGAUGAGUUUGGCUCUUUGCUGGACCAUGUGCAGGCGGCACGAACCCUCAACCACUCAGCCUUCACCUACUACCCUGACCCCCAGGUGGAGCCCUUCAGCCCCACCGGCGUCUUGGAGGUGAAACCCGGCUCCCAUGUCGUCCUCAAGGGCAGGAAUCUGAUCCCGGCGGCAGCUGGGGGGGCCCGUCUGAACUACACGGUGCUCAUCGGGAGCGAGCCCUGUGCACUGACUGUGUCGGAGACACAGCUGCUUUGCGACUCUCCCCGCCAGACUGGGGAGCAGCCAGUCACGAUCCUGGUGGGGGGCCUUUCCUUCAUGCCUGGCACCUUGCACAUCUACCGCGAGGCAGCCCUGCCGCUGGGGGCACUGGCAGGGCUGGGCGCCGGGGGCUCCUUGCUGCUGCUGGCCAUUAUCGGGGUGCUAGUCGCCUACAAGCGCAAGACGCGCGAUGCGGACCGGACUCUCAAGCGGCUGCAGCGGCAGAGCGGCUGCAGCUGCAGAUGGACAAUCUGGACCUUCGCAGAGUUGCAGACUGACAUUAACGAGCUGACUAGCAACCUGGCGGGGGUGAAGAUCCCGUUCCUGGACUACCGGACAUACGCCCUCCGGGUGCUCUUCCCCGUCCAGCUGCCCCCCCUGCUGUGCCAGGCCCACACUCCCACUUGA
Molecule: messenger RNA, 817 nt
Organism: Pelodiscus sinensis (Chinese soft-shelled turtle)
Lineage: Eukaryota; Metazoa; Chordata; Testudines; Trionychidae
Source: RefSeq, a predicted model, not a curated record